AUGAACACACCCCACGGCCCCACGGUGCGGGAAGCAGGGAGAGUCCAUGGGGCCCACGCUUGUGGAACUGAAUUGCCCUGGACGUGCCUCACCCUCGGCAUCCUCCCCAUCCACGGCCCAUGUCCACCUGUUCCACCCAUCUGCCAAGCAGCUUAUCAGAAUAACUUCAAUGAAGUCUGGAGGUGUAAGAGAGACAACAAUUAUGUGAACGUUCAAGAUAGCUUCAACGGAGACACCCCCCUGAUCUGUGCUUGCAGGCGGGGACACCUGAAGAUAGUGGCAUUCCUUUUACGGAGAAAUGCCAAUGUGAAUGCCAAAAAUCAGAAAGAGAGAACCAGCCUCCAUUAUGCGGUGAGGAAAAGGUUCACCUUCCUUGACUAUCUCCUCAUUAUUCUCUUGAUGCCUGUGCUUCUGAUUGGCUACUUCCUGAUGAUAUCAAAGACAAAACAGAAUGAGAAUCUCGUCCGAAUGUUACUCCAUGCUGGUGCAGAUGUUAAUGCCACAGACUACGUUGGAUGCACGGCUCUUCAUUAUGCGUGUGAAAUGAAAAACCAAAGCAGUCCCUUACUUCUGGAUGCCAUGGCGAACCCUACAAUAAAGAAUAAGCGUGGUGAGAGCGCUUUGGACAUUGCGCAGAGAUUAGAAUUUCCUCAGAUUGAAGCCAUGUUACGGAAAGCGUCCUUAACCCUCCUGACAUCACAGAUGGAGCCUACACCAAGUCUAGGAUUCUGGUUGGAUCCCUGUCUUUAUCUCUGGUUCCACCAUCUGAUGCCAGACCAGGCACGCAAAUAUUUCAGCCAAUCUGGGCUGUCUGGCACCUGGCACCUGGCACCUGGCUGUAUGAUGGUGUCCUGCUGUCUCGGGCUUCUGGGCUCAGGCCACCCUGGAUUCCCAGCUUCUUCUUCCUCCUUAUCACUCUCUGUCAAAAUGCACCUCUUCCUCCGGGAAUGCACUUAG
This is a messenger RNA of Dromiciops gliroides (monito del monte), 957 nucleotides long. It is a transcript of the gene ANKRD22, whose product is annotated as ankyrin repeat domain 22. Gene Ontology annotation, molecular function: protein binding. Lineage: Eukaryota; Metazoa; Chordata; Mammalia; Microbiotheria; Microbiotheriidae. The record is from RefSeq and is a predicted model, not a curated record.